Molecule: messenger RNA, 883 nt
Organism: Thunnus maccoyii (southern bluefin tuna)
Lineage: Eukaryota; Metazoa; Chordata; Actinopteri; Scombriformes; Scombridae
Product: SAM pointed domain-containing Ets transcription factor-like
Exons: 4
Coding region: 98-571 (157 amino acids)
Biological process (GO): cell differentiation; regulation of transcription by RNA polymerase II
Cellular component (GO): nucleus
Molecular function (GO): sequence-specific DNA binding; DNA-binding transcription factor activity, RNA polymerase II-specific
Source: RefSeq, a predicted model, not a curated record
UUUCCUCUUUAUAGACCCCUUAGACUGGAGCUGUGUGCACGUUCAGAAGUGGCUGCUCUGGACUGAGCACCUGUACAGGCUGCCUCAGGUCAGCGCAAUGUUUCAGGGGCUGAGUGGGAGAGAUCUGUGCUCCAUGACAGAAGCAGAUUUCAGACAACGCUCCUCGCAGUUUGGAGACAUGCUAUAUGCUCAUCUGGACAUCUGGAGAUCUGCUGUAGCAAUGAAGGACCGCUGCCCACCAGAGGACGGCAAAUCUGCUGAUGAUGAUUCCUGGUCAGACGUGAUGUGUAGCUACCCCACCCAGCCCAUCCACCUGUGGCAGUUCCUCCGAGAGCUGCUCCUCAAGCCUCAUAACUACAGCCGCUGCAUCCGCUGGCUCAACAAAGAGAAAGGAAUUUUCAAAAUAGAAGACUCAGCUCACGUGGCCAGGCUAUGGGGCAUCAGGAAGAACCGCCCGGCCAUGAACUAUGACAAACUGAGUCGCUCUAUACGCCAGUACUACAAGAAGGGCAUCAUCCGAAAGCCUGAUGAAUCACGCAGGCUGGUGUACCAGUUUGUCAACCCUGUAUGAUGAAGAAGAUCGGCCGAUCAGAGCUGAAUGAGCUGAGGGGCAACCAAAGAUAUGCUGGACAUACAGUGCGAGUAAUAUGAACUCUGAAGCUCGCUCACUGAUGUUUCCUUUCGAUUGUAAAGACUGCCUACUGAAACAUGCACUCCUGCCUAUCAAUCUCACUCUAUAAGUCUUAAAACUGGAUAUUAUUUUAUUUGUUUGUCUUUAGCACUCAUGUUUGAAAUGCGUUUUUGGGGUGCUGUUUGGUUUCUCAAAGGACACAUACUGUAUUUAUUCUUCUCAUUGGGAAAACUUUAAAGGAAUAUUUUCUCA